Molecule: messenger RNA, 6104 nt
Organism: Achroia grisella
Lineage: Eukaryota; Metazoa; Arthropoda; Insecta; Lepidoptera; Pyralidae
Gene: c12.2
Product: von Willebrand factor A domain-containing protein 8
Exons: 21
Coding region: 143-4324 (1393 amino acids)
Cellular component (GO): cytoplasm
Molecular function (GO): ATP binding; protein binding; ATP hydrolysis activity
Source: RefSeq, a predicted model, not a curated record
UGGACUUGCGGAUUAUUUAUCAAUUAUUAUAUUAUACAGUCGUAUUCAAUAAUGUUAUGAAUUGCGAAUAUUAAAAUAACUUAUAGUUAAGGUCUAACGUAACUUAUAUGUGAAUUUAAUAAAUUAUUUCAUGUAAAUUAUAAUGUAUAAUCCGGCAGUGACAAUCCGACGAAUCGAUGUUUUGAUACGAAUAGUGAAUGGUAGAAAAGCAAUAAUAAGCGCCAAUUCGGUAAGGGCUUAUUCCAGUGACGAGAAGGUGACUAUAGGAGAUGUUACCAAGGAUAUUAAACCCGCGGAAAAGGUGGAAUAUGUUCCUAGAAAGUAUAUGACCUUGGACAAUUCAGAAUUGAAAGCACUAUCACAGAGUACUCUUAGAAAUUUACGAUGGAUGAUGCAAAAGGAUUUGCUGGGUCAAGACAUGUUCUUGCUUGGUAGACCUGGACCGGGAAGACGAAAAGUGGCUUUACAAUAUUUGGAGCUCACACAACGAGAACUGGAGUAUGUGGCUCUAUCGCGGGACACUACGGAAGCAGAUCUGAAGCAGAGGAGAGAGAUACAGAGUGCUACUGCUAAAUAUUUUGAUCAGAGUGCAGUUCGCGCAGCUAUCAAAGGUCGAGUACUAAUUAUUGAGGGCAUAGAGAAGGCGGAACGGAAUGUGUUGCCAGUGUUAAAUAAUUUAUUGGAGAAUAGAGAAAUGCAUUUAGAAGAUGGCAGGUUUUUAGUUCCUGCAGCCAGAUACGACAAGUUGCUGGAGGAACACGGACUAGAAGAGUUGUCGAAGUGGCGGCUGGUUAGAGUCGAUGAGAACUUCCGAGUGAUAGCUCUAGGCUUGCCAGUGCCUCGGUACAAUGGACAGCCGCUCGACCCGCCGCUCCGUUCGCGGUUUCAAGCCAGAGAUGUGGCUACUAUUGGAUUUGGGGAACACCUGAAUUUGCUGAAAGAGGACGCUCCCAACGUAAACGUGGCUAAGCUGGAGCAUCUAUUGGAAGCUGCUUACGCCCUCAUCAGCCCUGAACUGCAAAUGGUCAACUUACCUGAUUUCCCUGUGGAUAACUUACAUGCGGCUGCACUUAUUUUGGAACGCAAUCCAGCUAUUCCCACCCAUACGCUGUUGUAUUUACUGUAUCCGUACAAUACAUUUUUGACCAAAGACCAUAUAAGAAAUGUGAAAGCUGUUCUCAGUAAUCUUAAAGUAGACACUGAGUCCCAGUGGAACAUAUCUAUGCAAGGGAUUGAAUUCAAAGAAAAUGAAGCCUCAGUGACUAUCCAGAUUAAUGGACAUAAAUCACAAUUUGGUGUGGCAUGCGGUGUGAGGAGUAAGAAAGGGAUAGAUGAUAAAAGAAUAGUAAAAACUGCAUAUCAAAGUCAAUUGUUGUGCGAAAUAUUAUUGAGUCACAGUGUCGGAGAUUUUUGUAUAGUUGGUCCAAAAGGAUGCGGCAAAAGCCUCUUAGUCAAUCAACUGGCAUCCUUAUUAGGAUAUACAAUAGAGCCCAUUGUCCUUUACCAGGAUAUGACAGCUAGAGAUCUGAUGCAACAGCGUACAACAUUGGACAAUGGGGAUACUGUUUGGAAGAACUCGGCUUUGGUGGAAGCGGCAUUGAAAGGUCAUCUCGCCGUGCUGGAUGGUCUGCACAGGAUACAUCCCAGUACCUUAGCUGUGUUGCACAGAUUAGUACACGAUCGAGAGUUACAACUACAUGACGGUACCAGACUAUUGAGACACGACCGCUACGAUGAACUGCUCGAGGCUGGACAUAGCGCUCAGCAGCUGGACGAAAGCGGCGUUAAGAGAAUACAUCCUGCUUUUAGGAUUGUGGCGUUGGCAGAGCCUCCGAUACUUGGACGCGGACAGCAGUGGCUCUCACCAGAGAUACUGAGUCUAUUCAUAUUCCACGAGAUGAGAAACCUUAGCAAAGAGGAGGAGAUCUCUGUUAUCAAUGCCUUGUAUGGCGACAUAUCCGACCCUCUGCACUCAAUUAUCGACUUAGCAGACGAACUCAGAUAUUCAGAGGAUAGCACACUGAAGAAUCUUUCAACGUCUCUCUCCACGCGGCAGCUGUUAAGAAUCGCGAGUAGAAUGGCGAAAUAUCCAACGGAGUCUGCUUACGAGACGAUCCAAAGAACAUUCCUAGCGAAAUUCCUUCCUAAUCUAGCUAGAAGGGCACUAGAUGGCGCUAGUCAGAAUUUGGGCAUCGAACCACCCAGUCGUUUUAGUGUUGCUAAUCAGAAAGAGAAGAAAAUCGGUUGUUCUGUACAAAAUGGCGUCCUAACAAUCGGCAACACAAGUACAGAUGUAUAUAAAACGCAAGCGCUAACAAAAGUGCCCGAUAUAUUGUUCUAUGAUGUACCACAGCAUAUAAGAUUACUAGAGUGGCUACUUCAGGACCUCUUGCUCGGCAAUCAUCUACUCCUAGUGGGUAAUCAAGGAGUGGGAAAGAAUAAGAUAGCUGACAGACUGUUACAACUCUUGAACCGUCCAAGGGAGUAUAUACAGCUCCAUAGAGAUACAACGGUCCAAUCGUUGACGGUUCAACCGACUGUUAAGGAUGGUGUGGUGGUAUAUGAAGAUUCCCCAUUAGUGAAAGCUGUUAAAUUUGGCCACGUUUUAGUUGUAGACGAAGCAGAUAAAGCACCUACACAUGUUACAUGUAUAUUGAAGACUUUAGUAGAAAAUGGUGAAAUGAUUUUAAGCGAUGGAAGAAGGAUUGUGCCUAAGCAUAUGAUAGAUAUAUCUGGCGGAGAUGUGGAAACUUUUAUUCCUGUACAUGAUGAUUUUAAGAUGAUUGUGCUUGCUAACAGGCCUGGUUUCCCAUUCUUGGGGAAUGACUUCUUUGCAGCUCUAGGUGACCUCUUCUCAUGUCACGCGGUGGACAACCCGUCCAUCGAAUCUGAGAUGGACUUACUUCGUUCCUACGGACCUGAUGUUCCAACAGAGAUCAUGAAGAAGCUGGUGCAAGCGUUUGCAGUACUCCGCGAUAAGGCCGACCAAGGGCAGUUGACAUACCCGUACUCUACCAGGGAGUUAGUGAAUAUAGUGAAACAUUUGCAGAAAUAUCCUGAAGAAGACAUAGCCACAGCAAUUGGCAACGUUUUCGACUUCGAUAGAUACAGUAAGGAUAUGGCUGACACGUUGCUUGAAGUUCUGCACGCCAGCGGGUUGCCGACAGAGGGCGUUCUUGAAGGUAGAUCUAAAGAGGCGUUGAAGAAACUUCAAAUGACUAUUGAGAGUAAGAGUGGUAAGGAUGUAUCAUCACCUAAACAUGGCAAAGAAGACCCUGAUAACGAGCCUCAUGUAGGCGGAAACACGUGGGCGGGCGGCACCGGCGGACGAGACACUGCAGGCCUUGGCGGCAAGGGCGGGCCCUAUCGCCUUGACAAGGGACACGAUGUCCAUCAGCUGUCUCAAGCGGAGAAAGAUGACGUCCCCGAACACGUUAAAAAAGCAGCGCGGGAAAUGAACAGGAAAGCAUUCGAGGAGCGUCUCAAAGAAAUCAAAAUGAGCGAGUACGACGCGAAUUUGUACGGACAGUUCCUCAAAGCGGUGCAACCGCAGAUUGGUGCUCUUCGUGGGGUUUUGGCGGAAUUGCAAGCCAAAAAGAAGGAACGAGAAUGGAGUAGACACCAGACCAGCGGUGAACUCGAUGAUGGCAAGAUUAUUGAAGGUUUGGCUGGCGAGCGCGCCAUCUACCGGCGACGCGCGGAACAAGAUCCGCCGCCGGGCGCUCCGCCAGAACGACCCAAGAGGUUGCGGCUUGUGGUUGAUGUCUCCGGCAGUAUGUACAGGUUCAACUCAUACGACGGGCGUCUGGAACGUUCCAUGGAGGCGGUAGUGCUGGUGAUGGAAGCGCUCCGAGGUUACGAGGCACGCAUCCGAUACGACAUGUACGCGCACUCCGGGGAGGACCACGCUCUGGAACUAGUGAGGGUCGACCAACCGCCUGAUAACGAGAAGCAGAGAUUACAGAUAAUCCGCACGAUGCACGCACACUCCCAAUUCUGUUGGACUGGCGACAACACUCUGCCCGCGACCAAGCACGCCAUCUCCACGCUGGCCAACGAAGACGCUGAUGAGGCUAUUGUGCUUGUAUUAUCCGAUGCCAAUCUUAGAAGAUACGGCAUACAACCUCAAGAGUUGGGUACCAUUCUGACUUCAGAUAGCAGAGUUCAUGCGCAUGUUAUAUUUAUCGGCAGUUUAGGAAAUGAGGCAGCGACGAUGUUGCGUGAUCUGCCGGCGGGACGCGGUCACGUGUGCAUGGACGUAGCCUCCCUGCCGCAUAUAAUGCAGCAAAUAUUCGCCUCGUCGCUGUUACAAGACUCCACGUAACACCUUCAACAUAUUGGGAACACUAAGACUUCAUCCGUACGUCGUGGAUAUUCCACAUGUUCCGAAUACGUCAUUUUUAAUACGCACUGUGAAAGAGCGGAAUACACUUCCAGUUUUCGUGUUUCCGGAGAACUACAACACCGGAUUCUUUAAGUCUUUCACCGUAGGUGAAUAGAUUUCUUCUGGGUUAGCACGCUAUAUCCUAAACCAAACGUACACUCAUUAUAAUAAAAAAAAUGCACAGUUUUAAACCUUUUUCAUGUUCUUUUACAGUUGUAUAUAUUAUAUAAACGAGAUAUUUGUGAUCAUUUUAUUUAAGAGCUCCUGAUAUUAAGACGCUAUUAACGUCCUGGUCAACUGUUAACCCGACUAUCAAGUAAUAUCUCGUUCUUAUAAUGAAAGUUAGAAAAAAUAUUUAUUCAGUGUAAAUACAAUAGGAACAAAAAGUUUUUACAUAAAUAAAUGUUGCAUAUAAAACACCGAAAUAGCUCCACUUAGCUUUAUGGCAUGUUAUAGACAGAUAGAUAGAUGAUUUAUUUGUUUGAACAUUGUUUUCUUUACAAUAAAUGUUACAAUAAAAUAGAGUACAAAUGUUCGUCUAAUAAUCAGAAGGCAUGCAAAUUUUUCUUAAUGAUUAUAUUAAAAAUAAUACUAAGAAAAUGAAGUUAUGUUCUAUGUGAACAUACCGCUCGUUUUCGGUUACAAAAGUGAAAUAUAAAGGGCACCAUUUAAAAUACUAAUAAGUAAAAAAAAACAGGUUAUUGAUCAAAUAUAUAAUUAAAUUUUAUAUCAAUUUAUAUAAAAUGUAGGCACAAAUUACAGUAUAAAAUACAGAACUACUAUAUUAUAGCUGUUGUUACUAAUAUAUUAUAGAGUAUUGGCUAAUAUAUACUGAUUUCAUCUAUGCAUGUAACAUACUAAAAAUAAAUAAGUAUAACUAAUACAUACUACUUGUCAGUAGAAUUUAUAUAUUAAAUAAUAUUUGACAUAUACAAACUUCUAAACAACUUAGUGCCUGACAAUAUGCUGUAUAAUAAGCUGACCUGACUCCACUGGUGUCCAACCAUACUGUUAGCGCAGUCGAGUAUAACAUUCCAUAUUCAACCUUUAAAAAAACUAGUAUUCGUCCAAAACUAGUUUAAAUCGGAACUACAUAGCAGUUUAGUUUCAGAUUCGUCUGUAAAUGAUACUGAAUUUUUCCUUCUAGUUUCUUUGAACGAUAUCAAAAUGUAUACAUAUUACAUUAUAUAUUUUAUAGUAUGUCGAAGCAGGUAUAACUUAUAUAAUUAUUCUGUACAUGUGUUUGUCACUCAACUCUUCUUAUACGGCUGGACCGAUUUAGAUGAAAUUUUGUUUAUAUUUUAAUGUGUUCUUAUAUGGUUUGAUAACACAAUUUGUGUACCAGUAGGUGACAUUAUUUUUCCGAGCAGGGCGUUUACGUCCGCAAGUGAUAAUAAAUAUAAAUACUUAUUUUAUUAUAUAUAUUAUGUGGGUAUUAGAAGAAAGUAUUUAAGUAUGACUAGCGAUUCUUCCUCAAUGCCUUAUACCUUUAUAAUUGAUACGAUAUACGUACCAAUACAAGGAUGUUGAAAUGUGUAUAGUUAGUAAAAUAUUGGUUAACUAUAUCCCAAGUUGUCCGGGUUAGUCGUAAAGGCAAUAAUAGUGGCUAGCUGGUUAUAGUAUUCAUGUCAUUAUUUAUAUUUUUAACCGGGUAAACACGAAUAAUUUUAUGGUAAAUAAAGGUAUUUACUACUCGACAUUUCGACUAGGUUGCACUAGC